Messenger RNA from Thermochaetoides thermophila DSM 1495, 3852 nucleotides. RefSeq lists its product as uncharacterized. The record is from RefSeq and is a predicted model, not a curated record. The transcript is spliced from 6 exons. Lineage: Eukaryota; Fungi; Ascomycota; Sordariomycetes; Sordariales; Chaetomiaceae. Gene Ontology annotation, molecular function: monooxygenase activity; oxidoreductase activity, acting on paired donors, with incorporation or reduction of molecular oxygen; heme binding. The coding region runs from base 1 to 3852 and encodes 1283 amino acids.
AUGUUUUGGGGUACCAUCCUGGUAGGCACCGUCACGGCCUACUGGGUCCUCCGCUACCUCUUUUGCCGUCUCAUGUACCCUAAGCCACUCCCCGGUAUCCCCUAUAUCGAGUCCUCUCUCGAUCGUAUCCUCGGCGACCUGCCUCAGAUUAAGUCUCACAGUCGCAUGACCAAGGAAACCACAGAGGGCAUGUUCGCUGUCGCAAAGCGUCUCGGUUCUCCAAUUGCUCAGCUCAUCUUCCCGGUUUUUCAAUCCCGUCGUAUUGUCAUUGUCGACGACCCCCGCGAGGCAGAGCACAUCCUUUGUCAUCGGCACCAUGAGUUUGACCGGUCAAUUGUCACCUCGCAAUUUUGGCUUCCCCUCUUCCCUCACUCAACGAUCGCGCAGGCUACGACGCCCAAGCUGAAGGCGCAGAAACGCCUCUGGGCAGGUACCAUGAACACCAAGUUUCUCGACCGAGUGGUCGCGCCGAAUAUGUGGUACGCUUCAAUGGAGCUCGUGGAUCUCUGGCGGCUCAAGGCAGUUGCGAGCGACGGAAACGCGUUCGAUGUGGCUAAGGACUUCUCAAAUGCGGCUCUGGACGCGAUUUGGGUGGCAGUUUUCGGUCAGCCGUUGGGUGUCCUUAAGAGGGAGCUGCACGAUCUGGUCAUGGUGUUGGCCAAGAAGCAAGGUAUCAAACCUGAAAUGUUCGACGGCGAGAAGUAUCACACAGAGAAUAUGACUGCGACCGAGAAGAAACGAAUGGAGAAUGCUGCCGUGGUUCAGCAGGCAGUCACUUACAUGAACGAGAUCGUCUUGAUGGGUUUCCGGUCCUUUUGGCCUGCGCUAACGUUCUCCCUGCUCAAGCUGUCGCCGACUUAUCGCCGGUUCAAGAAGGUCACGUAUGGCAAGGUCAAGGAGUUGAUGGCUCAGGCGUGCCAGCGGUACCAGAGGGAGGUGAUGCUCUUUGAGGCUGCCAAUUCCGAUGUCGAGGGCGAGUAUCUGGAUACGUGCGCUAUGGACUUGGUGUUACGCAGGCAGAUUUUGACGGCAAAGAAGGAGGGUCAUCCCAUGGGUGAUCCGACGAAGGACCAGGCUAUGCUGGAGGAGCUGUUACUUCUUUUGUUAGCAGGCCACGAGUCGACCGCCGCUGCACUCUCCUGGUUUACAAACCUCAUCGCUCUGUACCCGAAAGUCCAACGUCAGCUCCGCCGAACUCUCGAGCUGGCUUUUUGCAUGGAUUCUGCUCCCUCGACCCCCUCCACUGAUGCGAUCAACAAGUUAUUUAAGCUCCCUUCCGCCGCGCAGAUUCUCGCGGCCCAAAUCCCCUACCUCGACGCCGUCAUGUACGAGACUCUGCGCUUCGCGCCCCCGACUGGUGCCGUCGUCCGUCAAGCGACAGUCGACACGACCAUCCUGGGCUGUCCCAUUCCCAAGGGCACCCACGUGAUGUUGAACACACGCAUUUUCUAUCCCCCGAAGAAGCUCGAGACUCAUGGCGAGCAGGCUGAAGAUGUCGGUUUGGGCUUUAUUGGGGGGAUGGAGACUGCGGUACGGAGGAGGGACGUGUCCGUGGACAAGGGCCCAUGCGGAAUUACGAAGCUGAGUCGAAGCUGUACCCAGGGCUUCGAGCUUCUUAGGGAUAGCUGGAGCCAUCUUGAGCGUUUUGCGCCUGAGAGGUGGUUGGUCGAGAAGGAUAGUGAAGUGGUCUUUGAUGCGAACGCCCUGCCCAGCUUGGUGUUUGGCGGGGGUUAUCGGGGGUGCUUUGGCCGAAAGCUUGCCAUGCGCGAGCUCAAGAUCAUGAUCACGCUGCUAAUCCUCAGCUUUGAGUUUCUUCCCAUAGAGUCCGGGGAGUCGAUCCUGGCCGGCGAGGAGAGGACUUUCCGUCGCCCCAAAACCUGCCAGGCAUUUAUUGGGGAGUUGAGGUCACUGGUCAAAACUCGGCUCCUGGCACUCGACGACGACAUGUCGAAUGCCUAUGUCAUUCAACAAUUUCAGCUGACUGUCGACGCCUCAGCGCAGAGCACUGAAGUAGUCCAACGCGCAAGGCGUCGCCGCGUCCACCCUCGCAAAAACAAGACGACAGAACAGCCCCCGCAAAACCCGCUUUCGUUGCCGCCGGCCCAGGAACCUGAGCAGACAUUAGACGAAGUCUCACCCGACAGAGAGCCAUCGCCUUCUGCUCAACUUCAAGUCGAGCAGACCCAGGCAGCACAGGCAGAACUUACGCAGGAGCAAGCGCGAACCGCUGAGAACAAUGCUGCCGCUGCCACAACAACAGAGCGCAGUCGUCUCGGGCCCAAGCCCAAGGACCCAACAAAACCGCCGCGUAAGCGAACCAAGAACCCACCAGAAUAUGUUAAACGGAUGAAGUUGUACCAAGAAAUCGACAAGACUGUCACCCCUGAGCAAAUCGAGCAAGCAAAGCGCAACUACGAGCGCAUCUAUCGCCACCAGCAGAUCCACAAGCUGUACCACAGCAUUGACGACUAUGGCAGCGCCGAGUACCUCCGUCGGCCGGGCUACCUGCGGCUGACCGCCCCGUUAUUAGAGGCCAAGAGGCAGAUGAUGGCCCAGCAGCCUGGACAAUGGCAGACGCCGGAUCUUGAGCCGCAUGAGGUCAUGGAGCCGGUUGAUUUGUCGAAGGUGCCUGCACCGGGGACGUUGUAUGAUCCGAACGGCUUGCCGUAUUCGCAGCCUAUUACGGCUUUGCAGUUGCCGAAGGUUAGACCGACGCUGUGUCUGGGCCCGUAUGACACGUUUGAAGAGGGGAAAAAUGCAGCGAUCCAGUAUGCUGUGGUGCAGGGAUACAUGCUCAUCCAGCAGUCUUCUGUCCGUGAGAAGGAUAAGGACGGCAAGUACCUGCGCGACUCACCCAUUUUGCGUGUGGAUCUGCUGUGUGAUAGGGCUGGCCAGUGCUACAGCCAGGCGAAGACUGAUCGGCGACGGCCAACGCACAAGCUGGGGUGUCCGGCACAUUUGGUCCUGCUCAGGAGGAGGCGUGAUGGGAAUAAGUGGUUCAUUGAUCCCAGGUGCGAGUACCAUAACCAUGAUCUUGUGCCGGAUGAUAUGGAGAGUAUCGCGGCGUAUCGGCGGUGGAAGAGACAGAUGGAGGGUCUACCUAAGGAGACCAAGCAUGAGGCGUAUCUAAGGUUGCGAGCGAGGAAGAUGAAGUUUGCUGGACAGGGCCAGGCCGGUACCAGUCAGGGAGUGUCAACGUCUCAGUCAUCCGCACAGACGCCGAUUCCACAAACGUCCCCUCAGCAGAUGAUGUCCACGCCAAGUCUAGCAUCACAGGCGGCAUACGCACAACAAGCUCUCCAGCAUCACCAGCAUCGGAACAUGUCUGCUCAAACCUUGCCCCAGACAAGCUCUCAAGCCAUGCUGUCCUACCAACAGCAACAACAGACCGCAGCUCGAAUUCCCUCCCCACAAUCCCUCCCUCCACUUCAUUCCCAGCAUCAGCAACAACAACAACCACCCUCUCAACCCACCCAACAACAACAACAACAACGACAACAACAACAACCGCCUACCCAAUCCCAAUCCCAAUCCUGUCGCCAACAAAACCAACCACCCCCCAACCCAACCUCCCCUCUCCACAUGGCCGCCUUCAAAGGCCAGCUCAAGAUCCUCACCAUGCUUCUCGACCGCGGCGCAGACGUUAACAUGCUCGAUGGGACAGGGCGCACACCCCUGCACUGUGCCAUUGAGGGAAAGCAGCUCCGUGCUGUCCAGAUGCUGGUACUGCGGGGAGCAGAUAUCUCCAGGGAAAAUAGCGACGGGCUGAGUCCACUGCAUAUGGCUGUUGAAAGCGGAGAAGAGGAAGUUGUGGCGGUUUUGUUGGAUAGGGGGGCGGAUCCGAAUCGGUAG